AUGGUCCCGGAUGUUGGAUUUUCGUCCUCUCGCUUUGGUGCGAAAACACCGCCAUGUGAAGGCAUUCUCUCAUCCGAUGUACCGUGGCAACGACGUGCCGUCAGCAAUAUGGACCGGAAGGCCAAUUCGACUAUGCAUCCGUUAUUGGUUGCCGCGGACCACUUGAAUCGUCUCCUGUCUGACCAGUUCUCUCCGCAAUCGGAUAAGCAGCCUGCCUUGCAUAGCCCGACAGUCACGUUACCUACGAUUAUGAUCAAUCAGUGCUUGCCAAGGGGUCUCAGCACGGUGAGCGCACAUUUGGGGAAGGACAUUUUCAUGGUUGCCGGUUUGUUAUUGGUGAUUGGUGGAUCUUUGUAUUCCAGUGUUCGUGCCACAAUGCAAGCUCGACGCAUGGGGAUUCGUACACAUCGUGAGCGACUGGCAUGGGAUCGAAACCCCAUGUUCAGUCGCACGAGUCCAAACACAAGUUGUUCCGUCCGAUUCGGAUUGCUUGCAUCCCCGUUACCACAUGAGCUCCAAAUCCUUGAAAUCUUGGGUUUCUACUACUGGCUUCACAAACUGUUGAAGGAACGAUGA
Molecule: messenger RNA, 576 nt
Organism: Echinostoma caproni
Lineage: Eukaryota; Metazoa; Platyhelminthes; Trematoda; Plagiorchiida; Echinostomatidae
Source: the annotation of a GenBank genome assembly